UCAUGACCCAUGCCACAGGACCUGGUACCCCACGCAUCGAUGUUAGUACCACGAUCCCCAAACCAGCUACUAUACGAAGCAGCCCAGCUUUAUAUAGAAAAAUCUGAUAGAAAUUCGAGUAAACCGGCGCCAACUGUUUUCUUGAGCAAUAAUCUUCAACAAUCAUGGCAAAUUUGCCCUAUUCUCCACGAGAAGAUCGGAAUCAAUUUAUUCCCAAUUUUCUAAAAACAGAGAUGCAGAUAUAGACACACAUAUACUUACGCUACCACCUGUUUUUUGUUUAUUGAUUAAUUCCAUUUUCUGCCGUCGAGGAGAGGCUUGUGGAUUUGCCGGAAAGUAUGGGCACGGCUGCCGAUUUUCAGAAGAAGGUGGUGAAAGGGGCGUUUGGAUAUGUUCUGCAAGACGUGCCUCAUUUCAGCGAUUACAUUUCCGAUCUACCUGUUAUUGUUCACAAGGAUACUCCAAGAGGGGCGCAUUUUAGGCGGGCUGGACCUCGCCAGAAGGUUUAUUUUGCUUCGGAUGAGGUGAAUGCAUGUAUUGUGACUUGUGGUGGUCUAUGUCCUGGACUAAACACGGUGAUAAGGGAAAUCGUAUGUAGCCUUGACUAUGUGUAUGGUGUUAACAAAGUCCUUGGAAUCGAUGGAGGCUACCGGGGUUUCUAUUCAAAGAAUACCAUUACUUUGACCCCAAAGCUUGUGAACGACAUACACAAGCGUGGUGGGACCAUACUGGGAACAUCUCGAGGUGGCCAUGACACCACUAAGAUUGUCGACAGCAUCCAAGAUCGUGGAAUUAACCAGGCAUGUAUUAAGGUUAUAUUAUCACUGCCUCAGGUUUAUAUAAUUGGAGGAGAUGGCACCCAGAAAGGAGCAGCUGUGAUCUAUGAGCUGAAUGCCAGAGCGAUUUUAUUUGUUCUUUUGCAGGAAAUCAGAAAGCGGGGUCUAAAGGUUGCCGUUGCUGGUAUCCCCAAGACAAUUGAUAAUGAUAUCCCGGUUAUUGAUAGGUCCUUUGGUUUUGAUACUGCUGUAGAGGAAGCUCAACGUGCCAUAAAUGCUGCACAUGUUGAAGCUGCGAGUGCAGAAAACGGAAUUGGUGUAGUAAAACUAAUGGGUCGUUACAGUGGCUUUAUUGCAAUGUAUGCCACGCUGGCUAGCCGGGACGUGGACUGCUGUCUUAUUCCAGAAUCACCAUUUUAUCUAGAGGGAAAAGGUGGGCUCUUCGAGUACAUAGAGAAAACGCUCAAAGCAAAUGGGCAUAUGGUUAUUGUUAUUGCUGAAGGAGCAGGACAGGAACUUCUUACCGGAAAAAACGAACAAGAUGCUUCAGGAAACAAGCUGCUUCAAGAUGUCGGGUUGUGGAUUUCUCAGAAAAUAAAGGAACAUUUCGCGAAGCAAAAUAAUAUCCCAAUCACUCUAAAAUACAUAGAUCCAACAUACAUGAUCCGUGCUAUUCCUAGCAAUGCUGCUGACAAUGUGUAUUGCACACUCCUUGCUCAAAGUGCUGUCCAUGGAGCAAUGGCGGGAUACACGGGUUUCACUAGUGGGCUUGUCAAUGGUCAUCAGACUUAUAUCCCCUUCUAUCGUAUUACAGAAAAGCAAAACAUGGUUGUAAUAACAGACAGGAUGUGGGCAAGGCUUCUGUCUUCAACCAAUCAACCGAGCUUUCUGGGACCAAAAGCUGAUGAAGAUGAAAUAAUCAAAGCCAAUGGUGAGAUCUCAAGCAAUACAGAUAAUUCAGACAUCAGCAUCAAUGAAAAUAUAAGCACUUGAAAAGAAAAAGAAAAAAAAAAAAAAACAAA
Striga asiatica is the source of this 1798-nucleotide messenger RNA. The record is from the annotation of a GenBank genome assembly. Lineage: Eukaryota; Viridiplantae; Streptophyta; Magnoliopsida; Lamiales; Orobanchaceae.